CAUCAUCUGAAACUUCGCGCCGCCUUGUCUGUUCCAAAACCGGUCAAGCAUUCAUGGGUGUAAUGUUCUUGCUGAGCUUUGACCACACACACACACACACCAGUAGCAUGCAUUCUCGAACGGUCAUAAACACAUUCUCGGCAUAUAUAACUCCUGGACCGUCACUUGCGACGACUGCCCGUCAACCUCUCCUCCCCCCUUACAUGGUGAGUGCCUUUCAACGUGGAAAGGGAGAUGGGCAAGAGAAAACCCAACGCAACCCUUUCCGUGGGUGGUGCUGGCCGCAGGCAGCGUGCCGCCGGCAAGAGUCGUCAGAAGACUGUCACCCCCGCGCCAUCCCAACUUCGUCGUAGCCCCCGACUUCAGGCGAGACUUGCUUCCAACGUCGUAGUGACAAUACCGACACCGACACCAACACCGACACCAACACCGACACCAACACCGACACCAACACCGACACCGACGCCUCCCCGCAAGCGCCGCAAACCGCGACCCUUCAGAGUCUGCGCCGCUCCCCGCAAAUAUGCUUCCUCCAGCGCCUCCUCUGACCCUCCGUCUCCUCGGCCGACUCUAGCGAACUACGACAACAACAGAGACUACCAUCCCGCUCAAUCGAUUCGCAGUGACGAUAGCUCUACAGUGGGCGAGGAAUCCACGCCACCAAAGAUCUUUAUGCCUGCGCGGAAGCCUGACCAUGAGGACUUGAUCCUCAUAUCUCCUAGGGGCCGUGUCUGUGUCGUAACUCUGGAGCACAAUGGAAAUGGCACCGUCGAAGAUUGCCACUUGCUUGAUCGUGCUUGUGGUGCCGACCCGCAGAUCGUCGAUGGCAUGGCGAUCCUCAUGGCUAUCGAGCGUGGCACGCUCGAUGUCGAUUGUCCACGGAACCGAGUCUUCCUCGAGUCCAAAAUGCACACCGCGAUGGACAAUGGGAAAUGGGUACUUUUCCCCACGGUAGAAGACCUUGAGAGGAUGCUGCUUGCGCUCACUGGCGAGCAGCUGGAUCCAAUCGAGGGUCAGCAAGAACCGCCACGCCGUAACUCAAAUGGUUUCACUCGCCACACGGAUGUCUUCCCCAACAUCAUCCGGAAGUUCUACAUCGUUCCCCUGUCCACCUGGGCCGAGGGCCUCAAGAUCUAUCGUGAGCGCGAAGUCAACAGCCCCGAGCCGCCUAUUGUGUAUGGACCGCCGCCUUUUGAGGAGAUUCCACCAGAGGACCUACACUGCGACCCCUACUUUGUCGUCUGGAAGGCGUACAAGGCGCUGGUUGGAUCGGGCGUUCGGGCCCCUGCUCAUCAUUGGGCUCAGGAAGACCUGAUCCGCAAGAUCGGCGAGAUCAUGUGGGCCCGCGGCCUUGCACCCAAGGCAUAAUUUCUUCAUGACUGCUCUGCGCUGGCGCUACGACGGCCCUGGACUCGUCGCAGCUUCGUGCACUCGACGCUCCUUCAUCUCUUUAUUCUUACUUUAUUUCUCCCCGUCUGUUGUAUCCCUGCGGUCUUUGCGUUGUAUUGCUAGCUGGAACACCCUCGUUAAUGUGUAAUGUCGACGUAGUCUGGUUGGAAUGUGACGUUUACUUGGG
Schizophyllum commune H4-8 is the source of this 1576-nucleotide messenger RNA. RefSeq lists its product as uncharacterized. The transcript has 4 exons. The record is from RefSeq and is a predicted model, not a curated record. The coding region runs from base 235 to 1368 and encodes 377 amino acids. NCBI's taxonomy places the organism in Eukaryota, Fungi, Basidiomycota, Agaricomycetes, Agaricales, Schizophyllaceae.